This is a messenger RNA of Rhagoletis zephyria (snowberry fruit fly), 2105 nucleotides long. Its product is annotated as organic cation transporter protein. Gene Ontology annotation, cellular component: membrane. NCBI's taxonomy places the organism in Eukaryota, Metazoa, Arthropoda, Insecta, Diptera, Tephritidae. Gene Ontology annotation, molecular function: transmembrane transporter activity. The record is from RefSeq and is a predicted model, not a curated record. Gene Ontology annotation, biological process: transmembrane transport.
AUGAGUGGUGUCCUACGUCGCGGUUCAUUGAAUUUCGAUUGCGAUUUGAGUGCACGAAAUUCGCGCGGCAGCAUCGAAACGAAUUUAUAUGGCGGUUAUCGCGACUCAAAGCCACGUACGCCGGAAAUCAGUGUAAUCGCCUUGGAUUUCCGUCGCUACUCGGAGGACUUAAAAAAGGAGUCGCUGCCAGCGGUCGUCAGCGAGCCCCAGCAGCCAGCUAAUGGCGAUUUGAGUCAAGAUGUCGAUAGUGAUGUGAUUUCAAAUUUUAUCGGGCAUCAUGGCAGGUGGCAAUUUGUGUGGACUGCUUUGCUCACCUUCUUUCAAAUACCACCCACUGUGCACUUAUUUGUCUACACAUUUCAGACCAUCGCCAAGGACUACUGGUGCGCACGCCCAGACAAUGCACCUGAUAUGGAUGUGUCACUUUGGAAAAGUCUCAGCCAGCCAGCCGGUCCGUGUUCAAUACUAAAUCUCAAUUACUCUCAGCUACCUGAACUUCCUACAUCCGACGUGCCGGCGCAACUAAUUAGCUGCAACAGCUUUGAAUUCUCCAGGGAGGAUGGCAGCGCACGUUCGGCUAUUGAGGAAUUCGGCUUGGUUUGCGGCCGCCAGCAGCUGGUUAGCGUUGUCGAAAUGUGCUUCUUGGCUGGUGCGGCAGUGGGUAGUGUUUCGAGCGGAUGGAUUUCAGAUCGUUUCGGACGCAAACACACUCUAAUGAUAUUUGCGUUGGUGCAAAUUGUUGGAGGUGCGUUACAAGCUUACUCAGUGAACCUGGCCAUGUACAUGACGAUGCGUACUCUAACCGGUUUCGCAUCGAUGACAGUGACUGUGGUGAGUUUCGUACUCGUUGUAGAGCUGGUCUCGGGCAAGUGGCGUACCAUCACUGGUAUCUUGAAUAUUCUACCUGUGCCAAUUUCCUAUAUUCUUAUGGCUUGUAUAGCAUACUUCGUACGCGAUUGGCGACAUUUACAAUUGGCCAUUUCACUGCCAUGGAUAAGCCUAUUGACGAUUUGGUAUUGCAUGCCGGAAUCACCACGCUGGCUACUCGCACAAGGUCGCCUCAAUGAACUCUAUUCGCUAAUCGAACGCGCUGCACGGCUUAAUCACCGCACACUGCCUGUCAACUAUCAAAAAACAUUAGAAGCUGCUGCACCGCCACCAUCAAGCAACAUCUCAGAACAAAAGCUUGCCAUAGAAGCGAAUAUUGACAAAGUACAACAACAACAACAACAACAUACACUGGCGCCCUUCACCGCCGGACCGGAAGGAGGUGCCAGUACUAUUGGCGCGGUUAAACCUAGCAUUGCCGAAGCUAUUCCCACCACUCAUGACAAUCCAUUGAAAGUGGUUUUUAAUCGAUUUUAUUGGCGCACAACUUGUCUUAAUUUGGUUGUUUGGUUGACUUUGAUUAUCGUCUAUUAUGGAUUGACAUUGCAUUUGAGCAAUUUGGGUGGUGAUAUCUACUUGAAUACGAUUGUCGCCGGUGCCGUUGAGGCGUUCUCAGUUUGCAUUAGCAUUUUUGUGGUUUUGAAAGUUGGCUUGCGGCGUAGUCUCAUCGCUUAUAUGCUUGUGCCAGGUAUUUGUUGCUUAGCCACAAAUCUAGUGCCAACGCGAGAUGACAACCAAAUGAUAGUAGUAGCAAUGGCCAUAAUUGCGAAAUGCGUUAUUGGCGCCAACAAUGCCAUCAUUCCAUCAUACACGGCCAUGCAGUAUCCGACUGUGGUGCGCAAUUUUGGCGUUGGUUUGGGCAAUCUGGCGGCGGGUGUUGCGCUCAUUUUGGUACCCUACAUGUGGCUGUUGGAACAUGUAGAUCCGCUGCUGCCAAUGAGCAUAAUGGGCGUGUGCGGUAUUAUUGGCGGUGGUUGUUUGUACCUCAUGAAGGACAUUGAGCAUUGAGCGUAUAGAGGAAGGAGCGUGUCGAAGUGGCGCUUUUAUACGAGUAAAUAUUUAACAUUGUGUGCAUAGGAAGCACAUGCAAUUUCAAAAGUGAGCAACAACAACAAUACGAAUUGUAAAAAAAAAAUGUUAGGCAAUGAUAACAAUUUUGUUGCUGUUCAAACUGUGAUAGUCGUUUUUGGAAAAAAUUGGAGAAAGUUGCAAUUUUA